Molecule: messenger RNA, 1944 nt
Organism: Onychostruthus taczanowskii (white-rumped snowfinch)
Lineage: Eukaryota; Metazoa; Chordata; Aves; Passeriformes; Passeridae
Gene: B4GAT1
Product: beta-1,4-glucuronyltransferase 1
Exons: 3
Coding region: 1-1944 (647 amino acids)
Molecular function (GO): glucuronosyltransferase activity
Source: RefSeq, a predicted model, not a curated record
AUGAAACCACGCCAAUUCAAGCCGCCCGAUCUAAUCUGCAUAACCCCGCCCCUUUGCGUCCGAGACCCCGCCUCCCGGGCCCCGCGCAUGCGCAGCUGCUCCCGGCGCCGGCGCAGGGCGUCCCCCCCAGUCCGGGGGGUCCUGGACGCCUCGGGGUCUUUCCGGGUGUACUGGGACGUGCUGGGAGCCCCCCCGGGCUGGGCCCGCGACCCCCGGCCCGAGCUGGUGCUGGCCACGCACGGCAGCCCCGGGCGGGCGGCGGCGGCGCUGGGGGGGUCCUGGGGGGGCCCCCUGUCCCUGGCGGUUUUUGGGGAGCCCCGCGGGGGUCUUCAGCAGCUGAUGGAGGUUCUGGGGGGGCCCUGCCGCGCUCUGCGGGCUCGCCUCAGGCUGCAGGUGGUGCAGGGGGCGGCGGGACCCCCGCCCAAAUUCCCCGCCCGCACGCAGCAACCAGCGGGAGCCCCCCGAAAAGCCGGGGGGUGUCGGGGGGCUCUGGCCAGGCUGGCGGCCGCCGACCCCCCCAGUUACACUUUGGGGGUGCCGUACCCCGGGAAUCUGCUGAGGAACGUGGCCUGGGAAGGGGCGGCCGGGGGGGGCCCCGGCGCGGGACCCCCGCCCAAAUUGGGGGGGCGCUUCGUGCUGAUGGUGGACGCGGACGUGGUGCCGAGCCCGGGGCUGCGCGAGGGGUUCCUGCAGCUGCUGCGGGACGGGGGGCUGGACCCCCGGAACUGGGGGGGACAGGACCCCCAAAACCGGGGGGGACAGGGGGGGAUGGAGCCCCAAAACCAGGGGGGACAGGACCCCCAAAACCGCGGGGGACAGGGGGGGAUGGAGCCCCAAAACCAGGGGGGACAGGAGCCCCGAAAUCGGGGGGGACAGGGAGGACAGGACCCCCAAAACCGGGGAGGUCAGGACCCCCAAAACUGGGGCAGACAGGGGGGCCUGGAGCCCCAGAACUGGGGGGGACAGGGGACACUGGGGGACCCCAAAGCUCCGGGGGCUCAGAGGGAUUUGGGGUCUCAGGGGGAUUUGGGGAACCCCAAAAUUUUGGGGGAUCCCAGUAGGCUGGGGGUCCCCAAUGUCCCGGGGGUCCCCAAUGUCCCAAAGAACCCCAAAAGUUUAUUGGACCCCAAAGGGGGUGUCCAGGCCCUGAGUGACCCCAAAACCCUGAAUGACCCCAAAGCUCUGAGUGACCCCAAAACCCUGAGUGACCCCAAAACCCUGAGUGACCCCAAAGCUCUGAGUGACCCCAAAACCCUGAGUGACCCCAAAACCCUGAGUGACCCCAAUGCUCUGAGUGACCCCAAAGCUCUGAGUGACCCCAAGGCCCUGAGUGACCCCAACGCCCAGAGUGACCACAAUGCUCUCAAUGACCCCAAUGCCCUGAGUGACCCCAAAACCCCGAGCGCCCCCCACUCCUCGUCCCCCCCCUGGGCUCGGGCUCUCUUUGUGCUGCCGGCCUUCGAGCUGCGGGGGUCCCGGGCCCCCCCGGCCUCCAAGGCGGAGCUGCUGCGGCUGUGGGGGGCAGGCGAGGCCCGCCCGUUCUACGGGGCGCUGUGCCCCCGCUGCCAGGAGCCCACCGCCUUCGGCCGCUGGCGGGCGCUGCCCCCCGGGCCCCCCGGGCCCCCCCGGCUGCGCGUGGCCUACGAGGUGCCCUGGAGGGACCCCUGGGAACCUUUCUUCGUGGCCCCCGCCCGCGGCGUGCCCCCCUUCGACGAGGGCUUCCUGCAGUACGGCUUCAACCGCAUCAGCCAGGCCUGCGAGCUGCACGUGGCCGGGUUCCGCUUCGCCGUGCUGGACGGGGCCUUCGUCACCCACCGGGGCUGGAAGGAGCCGGGCCGGUUCCACCGCGGCCGCGAGGCCGAGCUGGGCCGCAACCGGCGCCGCUACCGCGAGUUCCGCCAGGGGCUGAGGGCGCGGUACCCGGGGAGCGCCCGCCGCUGCUGA